CAAUGCGGAGGAAUUAUCUCACUCGCGUUCAAGGCUGCAGCGAUAUAUCAAGUGCGCGGCGCAUAAAAACGCUGCUCCGUGUCCACCUUGGAUAGAUCGCAGGGAAGUGCAUCUUCGCAAUGAACGUGCUCACAGCUGUCCUCAUGCUGAGCGUGGCCCUGCUGAUCUUCUCUUUGACCCAGAUCGCUCGGGCCAGGCGGAAUGCUGGCAAGAUUCCGAAGAGUUUGCCAUCAUGGCCGUUGAUCGGGAGUUUGCUGAGUUUGAGAAGCGAUUUACCACCUCACCUUCUGUUCCAGAAACUCCAGAAAUCAUAUGGGAGCAUGUUUUCCUUCAUGCUAGGCUCCCAUUAUGUGCUGGUGAUCAACAACUACGAAUAUGCCAAGGAAGUGCUGCUGAAAAAGAGCAGAAUCUUUGCGGGGAGACCCAAUAUGUUGACUACCAACCUGCUCUCCAGAGAUGGGAAAGAUAUUGCAUUUGGAAACUACAGCCCCAGCUGGAAGUUUCACAGGAAGCUUGUUCAUUCAGCUAUAUACCUGUUUGGUGAUGGAUCUGCAUCAUUAGAGAGAAUGAUUUGCCAAGAAAUGCAAUCAAUGUACAGUACGUUUGAGCAUUACCUUGGCUCCCCAUUGGAUAUAAUGCCUGAGGUGACCCGAGUCAUCACAAAUGUCAUCUGCAUGUUGUGCUUCAACUCCAAGUAUGAGAAAGAUGACCCAGAGUUUCAGAAGAUGCUGAAGUACAGCCAAGGCAUUGUGAAUACUGUCGGAAAGGAUUCAUUAGUGGACAUCUUUCCCUGGUUGCAGCUAUUUCCCAAUGAAGACCUCCACCUUCUGAAACAAAGCAUUGCAGUUCGAGACAGUAUCCUUCAGAAGAAAUUUGAAGACCACAAGGCGAGUUACAGCAGUGACUCUGUAAACGACUUGCUUGACAUUUUGAUCAAAGCCAAGAUGAAUGCAGAGAAUAAUAACAGCUCCAAGUAUGAGGAGAGACUGACAGACGACCAUCUGCAAAUGACUGUGGCAGAUAUUUUUGGAGCGGGGGUGGAGACCACAUCUAUAACCCUCGCAUGGACAAUUAUUUACCUGCUUCACUGUCCUGAGGUACAGAAAAAAAUACAAGAAGAAAUUGAUAGCAAAGUUGGAUUAAACAGGACUCCUCAACUGAGUGAUAGAAACAACAUGCACUUUCUCAGUGCAACGAUCAGCGAAGUCUUACGGAUCCAGCCAGUCUCACCUCUCCUAAUUCCACAUGUGGCUCUGGCAGACUCCAGUAUUGGUGAAUACACAGUCCCCAAAGGUACUCGCGUCAUCAUCAACCUCUGGGCUAUUCAUCACAAUGAACAGGAAUGGGAAAAUCCACAUGCCUUUGAUCCAGGCCGGUUCCUGGAUAAAGAUGGGAAACACAUUUACUCGCCUUCCACAAGCUAUAUCCCUUUUGGUGCUGGAGUCAGGGCUUGUCUUGGAGAGAUCCUGGCCAGGAUGGAACUCUUCCUCUUCAUAUCUUGGUUUCUUCAGCGCUUCACUAUCGAUGUUCCUCCGGGCUACCCCCUGCCAAGUUUGAGAGGAAACUUUGGGAUUGUCCUACAACCAGAAAAGUUUAAAGUUCAGCUCAAGCUCAGGAAAGCCUGGGAAAAUAACAAGUGACCGAACUGGAGGGCAAAAUGGUUAGCAGCUGCAACCAUUCUUCAUAAAACAGCUCCCUGUGAUGGGACAAUGCAAUCAAUUGGAAAUCUGCUGAGCACCCCAUGGGACCACUCCUGCUCCUGUUACAUUCUUAUCGUGUCAUCCUGGGCUCCAUACCUGUUCAGCAUAAUCAUUUACACAUUGCCAGGCGCUUCCGUUUAAAAAGUGUGUUCACUCCUGAUGUAAUUUUUAUCCUGGGGGAUAGCAAGAACUGCGGAUGCUGGAGUCAGAGUCAAUACAGUGUGGAGCUGGAGGAACGCAGCAGGUCAGGCAGCUUCAGAGGAGCAGAAAGUCGACAUUUCAGGUUUACACUCUUCAUCAGGUCUGUAAACCCGAAACUUGCCUGCUCCUCCGAUGCUGCCUGACCUACUGCGUUCCUGCAGCUCCCCACUGUGUUGACAUAAUUUUCAUCCUGUUUGAAGUGGCUGGCAAACAGUGAAGCGUUCUCAGAAUAAGUCAUGAGAAGGGCUUUCUGAGUGGCUGAGAGGGGACAGCUUCAUGUUAAGGCUAAAGAUAGGGUCUACAUAAUAUUUAAUUCUAGAUCUAAGCAGGAAAGUGCUUGGAAGUAACAACUCAUUUGGGUCAAGUUUUCAGGGAUAAUUUUGAGAUUUGUUCCAGAUGCAACCGCUCCUGUCCAAAACCAAAUACCACAUCUCUGGAGAGUAUCCACUGCUCCGUGAUAUGACAUUAGUUUCCCCUUCCCUGAUCGAAAUUGCCUCUUUCAUGUCAGUUUCACACAGUGGGUCCACAUCUCUAGUCUUGACUCAAGUCGCCUGAGUAUACUUUAUACAGAUACCAUUCCUGGCAGCACAUACAAUAGACAUCUGUUGGCCUGUGAUCAACACAAAACCCACAGAUCAGAGAUGAAGGCUACUCUGCUCGGAACAAUGUUCCCCAAGACAAAAUUCUGAGUGAAACUAAUUUUGAAAAAAGCAAACCCACACUCUUCCCCUUUAGAGGACGUCCGUGGUCAUUGCAUAUCCUUAAUUGUCCUUGAACUCAACAGCUUCUUGGGCCAUUUUCAGGGCAGUUGAGAGUCAACCACAUUGCUGUGGGUCUGAAGAGGAGGCCAGACUGAGUAGAUUUCCUUCCCUAAAGGAAGCUACUGAACUAGAUGAGUUCUAAUGACAAUUGUUACACUGUCAAUAUUAGAUUAGAGCAGCUUUUUGUUUGAGACUUUUAUGCCUUUUUGCCUCUUCAGAACGUGUAGAUUAUGAGAUUUCCUGUUUUGUAAAACAAAGUGCCUGUCUUAAACUCCCUCUUCAAUACAAGCAUCUAUUGGAGCUCGAAAGAGCCUUUAUUGUCCUGGAAAAUUACCCGUGUGAAUUUUAUCAGUAACAUAGCUGUUUGUGGCAAUGUUUUUAUGAACCCAUUGACAUAAUCAGAUCAGAUUUCUAGACAAUGAAGGUUUAGGGUUGGAUUGUGUUGCAACAGUGCGUUAGAUCAAGGGCAAUGUAACCAGCACUCAGCCUUUGAGGUAUUACUAAAGCUCUGUGUUCAGAGAGACCUCAGCCUCUGUUAGUUCCUGAUGAGCCUCCCAGCCCCUCCAUCCAAACUUUAACUGGUCAGGUAGCAGAAAUAAAACAUUUCUCUGUUUUCCUCUGUAUUAGCGCUCUGGUCUCUUCGUUAGGCUAGAGCUACCACAGAAAGCCCUUAGUAUAAAAAGUGUAUAAUCAGUGCACGUUAAUAUAAAUGCUGCAAUAUUUAUGGAUUGGAAUAAGUUUUCUCUUCUGAUUAAUAUACUCUGAUGAAUGUAUAGACAGUAGUUUUGCUGCUCAGGAUGUCAUACCUUAUUCUUUGUAUAAAAUGAACUUGCCAGAUUAAUUAUUGCAGCCUUUAUAUUUGUUUCUACGUGCUUUUGAAUAAUUUAGGGCAGUACAGUGGCUCAGUGGUUAGCACCGCAGCCUCACAGCACCAGGGACCCGGGUUCGAUUCCACCCUCAGGCAACUGUCUGUGUGGAAUAUGCACAUUCUCCCCGUGUCUGCGUGGGUUUCCUCCAGGCGCUCCAGUUUCAUCCCUCAAUCCAAAGAUGUGCAGGUUAGGUAGAUUGGCCGUGGGAAAUUGCCCGUAGUGUUCAGGGGUCUGUAGAUUAGGUGGGUUAUAGGAGGAAUGGGUCUGGGUGGGAUGCUCCAAGGGUUGGCAUGGGCUUGUUGGGCUGAGGGGCCUGUUUCUGUAGGGAUUCUAUGAAACGGUGUGUGAAUGUAAGUUUUAUUCAUUCACAGAAUGAAUGCUGGUGAGACCAGAAUUUGUUGCAUAUCUGUAAUUGCCCUGGAAUGUUGCUUGGCCAUUUUGGGAGGGGGAGGUGGAGUUGAAAGGUGAUUACGUUGGCUGGGGGGUCUGGAAUCACAUAUAGCCCAUGCAAACCAUGCAAACCAUGCAAUGACAACAGAUAUCCCUCCCUGAUGGACAUGAGUGAAGCCAAUGGGUUAGACCAUCGACAUUAUAUAAGCUUUUAAUUCCACACUUCUGAUCAAGUUAAAAUUUUACCAACUAUUAUGGUGAUAUUCGGACAGAUUUCCCCGAAUAUAAACCUGACGUUCUGGAUUAUUUAGCUAAUGACAUUACUUCUACAUCUUCAUCUGCUCUUUGUGUAUGAGUAAUUCUUUGUUCCACAUCAAUAAAAGGGAGUUUAUUUACAGCACAGCACAGUUUAUAUCUCAUCCAUGCCCCUUGGUAGGGUUUGAGCUAUAGGGAGGAGUGAAUAAGCUGGGACUAUUUUCCCCGGAGUGUUGGAGGCUGAGAAGUGACCUUACAGAGGUUUUUAAAAUCAGGAGAGGCAUGGAUAGGGAGAAUAGACAAAGUUUUUUCUGCAGGGUUGGGCAGGGGUGGGGAGUCCAAAACUAGAAGGGCAUAGGAAGAGGUGAGAGGGGAAAGAUUUAAAGAAGACUGGAGGGACAGCUUUUUCAUGCAGAGGGUGGUGCGUGUAUGAAAUGCACUGCUAGAGGAAGUGGCAGAGUUGAGUACAGUUACAACAUUUAAGAGGCACGUACGUGAAUAGGAAGGGUUUGGAGCAAUAAUGGUCAAAUGCUGGCAAAUGGAACUAGAUUAACUUAGGAUCUGUUCCGUAUAGACGAGAAGGACCGAAUGGGUCUGUUUGCAUGCUGUACAUCUGACCAGACCCUCCCAUGUUGUAUGCUGCAUGAUCCUGUCUAAAAUUCUGCUGCUCGUGACCUCACUCACAUACAAGCAAUGCUCACUCAUUAUCUCCCCUGCUUACACAUCUCCUGAGGUUCCCAAUUUAAGUCGCACCCCACUUUUCAAAUUCUCGUCCUUCACUUCUAAUCCCUCUUUGGCCUUGUCACCUCUCCAUGACAACAACUCCUGUUACAUGACAUCUCUAAUGCAAUGAGGCAUUUCCAAGGAAUUUCAUAGGAGUGUCAGGGUUAUACUGAGCCACACCAGGACCCAACACUGAGAUGUUAGGUCAGAUAAUCAAAAACCUGGUCAAAAAGGUAGGUUUUAAUAAGUUCUGUCCCUGUAAUCUCUCAAGGUCCCUCCAUUCCUCCACUUAUUUGCCCAACCUUUGUGCUCCAUCAUUGACUGCAGGGUCAGAUCCCAUGUUGAGAAGUCACUCCCUAAACUCCUCAACUCAUCUACCUCUCCCCACUCCUCCCUGAAAUAAUCUCUUUCUAAGCUUUUGGUUGGUAAACUUGAUAUUUCCCAGUGUCAAAUUGGUUUAAGAACACUGCUGUAAAAUGCUUUGAAGCUCCUUACUAUGUUAAAGCCGCUACACCAUUACAAAUACAAAUAUCAGUUCUUUCUUGCACAAAGACAAUGGCAAUAUCUCUAGAGUCUACAAGCAAGGGGUAUUAGAGCUUUUAAAACCACCAUAUUUAUAGUCAUGUGGUAUGUAAUUUUUUUUGGGAUUGUUGAUUGAUUAGUCAUGCCAAUGCUAAACAUGCCACAGAACUUUGUAACAGAUAUUAGUAACAGUAUGUCAAACAUUUUAUAUAAAUGUGUAUUCAGUGAACUGGUAAUAGUUCUGUUUAUUACUCAAUAAACUUGCAACAAGAGUUAAUAUUUA
Stegostoma tigrinum is the source of this 5704-nucleotide messenger RNA. It is a transcript of the gene cyp17a1, whose product is annotated as steroid 17-alpha-hydroxylase/17,20 lyase. The coding region runs from base 120 to 1640 and encodes 506 amino acids. The transcript has 8 exons. The record is from RefSeq and is a predicted model, not a curated record. Gene Ontology annotation, molecular function: iron ion binding; heme binding; steroid 17-alpha-monooxygenase activity. NCBI's taxonomy places the organism in Eukaryota, Metazoa, Chordata, Chondrichthyes, Orectolobiformes, Stegostomatidae. Gene Ontology annotation, biological process: hormone biosynthetic process; progesterone metabolic process.